Messenger RNA from Serendipita indica DSM 11827, 1710 nucleotides. Lineage: Eukaryota; Fungi; Basidiomycota; Agaricomycetes; Sebacinales; Serendipitaceae. The record is from the annotation of a GenBank genome assembly.
AUGUGGCAGACAAAGCCUUUGAUAGUACUUGGAACUAGCGUUGCGCUCGUUGCAGUUCUCAUCCAGUAUCUUCGAGUGUCCAGCAUAUCCAUAACUGUUGGAAAUCUCGUAUACAGAGGAACACUUUCACCGAGUGGACAAACGGCCAUUUUCUAUGGGAUUCCAUAUGCUCAACCGCCACUCGGCGAGCUGCGCUUUCGUGCUCCAGUCCCGUUGGAUUUGAGUACCGACGCAUCGCAAUCUGUAAAGGUUGUAGAUGGGAGAAAAGAGCCCAAAUUUUGCGUGCAGAGCACCAUGUUCCCAAGUGACACAGAACAUGGCGGAGCAGGCUCUGAAGACUGCCUGCAUUUGAAUAUAUACACUUCAACCGAACAUGCAAAGCUACUCUCUCCCAGUCCCGCACCCACCGGAGCGUCGCGACUUCUCCCUGUUAUGGUGUACAUUCACGGCGGUGGAUUCCUGGGUGGUAAUCCACUCAGCUGGCCGUUUGACCACUGGAUCGAGCAGUCUCCAGACCUGGUUAUCGUCUCCAUUUACUACCGCCUCAAUGUCUUUGGGUUCCUCACUCCCCCAUCCGAAGAGGACGCAAAGGGAGAGAUUGACUAUAAUGUUGGGAUUUUGGAUCAGGUAGAAGCACUCAGAUGGGUUCAAAAGAACAUUGCAAACUUUGGUGGCGAUCCAAGCAAGGUAACAAUCGUAGGACAUAGUGCCGGAGCUGCUUCGGUAUUCCUCCUCAUGGUGGCCAAUGACGGGAGGCAGCAACUGUUCCACCAAGCGAUUGCUCAAACCAUCUAUCGACCUGCAAUGAGGACAAUCGAUGAAUCGAAAGACCACUUCGAAUGGGUUGUAAAGCAGGCGGGAUGCUCGGUCGAAGAGACAUCUCUUAUUCAGAAGGUCCAUUGUCUCAGGACCAAGGAUGUCGCCACUCUUAUCAAGGCUUCUGAAUCAGCACAGUUGCAUGAUUGGUCAUGGCAGUUCCGCCCAGUCGUCGACAAUCAUCUCUUCAAAGACUAUCCUACAUCUCUAUUGAAUGCUGGCAAAGUCUCCGCUGUGCCUCUCCUAGUCGGCGCCACCUCAAACGAGACAUUUGUUCCGGAAGGCAAACUAGAACCCGACUUACGACGAUGGUAUCCCCAUCUUACGGAUGAAGAAAUGGGACAAAUCGCUCGGAUAUACGACAGCCCACAUUUUGCGACCGAACUUGAGAAGGCAAAAAUCGCGGUUGGAGAGACGUUGAACCGAUGCGGGAGGGAUCUCCUUGCGUUUACUCUUAGUAAAGCCCGUGUUCCUGUUUACGCGUAUCGAUUCGAUGAGCGGGAUCCAACCCAGCCGCCAGAGGACGGGGUGCAACAUUCUGCUGAGAACUAUUUCAUGUUUCGAGGCGUUUCAACAGGGUCGAACGGCACAUUCUCGUUUGCACCACCAGAGGCCGUCCCUGUCGGAUUCUCUCAAGAGCUCAUCUCCCGCUGGACCUCUUUUGCUCGCUCUGGAGAUCCGAAUAGUUAUAGGAUUGACAAAGCGCCCCAUUGGCCUCAAUGGGAGACCCGACGUCUGUGGGGCCUGUGGAAGACGGGACCAUGGAGAAUGGUUCUGAAGCAGCCUGAUGUAAACUCAACAGAACAGUUCGGAAGCAAGCCAGAGCGCGUAGCACGCCAAGAGUUGGAACGCUGUCUAGCGAUGGGAAAUCUGGCAAAGGUGCUUCGUAACUGA